This is a messenger RNA of Danaus chrysippus (African queen), 228 nucleotides long. The record is from the annotation of a GenBank genome assembly. Lineage: Eukaryota; Metazoa; Arthropoda; Insecta; Lepidoptera; Nymphalidae.
AUGCGUUUGUCUGGAAAGUUUGAGACUGCGCCCUUCGACAAGUUCUCAUGGGGAAUAGCAAAUAGAAAGAGUUCGAUUCGUUUGCAAAGAAAUAUAAAAGAAAAGGGUAAAGGCUUUAUGGAGGAUAGGAGACCGGCCGGGGACUGUGACCCUUAUCUUGUUUGCGGCCUAUUGAUGGAUACCUGUUUGGGAUCUGCUGGUGGUGGCAAGGGUGGAAAAUGCAAAUAA